UUAUUUUGAUUGGUUUUAGUCGACCUUUACGUCGAAAUCUUUUCUCGCUGUAGUGUGUGUUCUUUGGUUUCGCUAUCUUUUUAUUUACGUUCGUUGUGAGAGUGCCUGUGAAAAUGGUGAAGGAAAAGCCGAAUUCGACGAGGAUAUAUGAUGAAGACGGCUUCAGGCGACGGGCCGCCUGCAUUUGUGUCCGAGGGGAUGAGUCUGAGGUGCUGCUGGUCUCCUCUUCCCGGCGACCCGACCACUGGAUCGUCCCCGGCGGCGGCGUGGAGCCCGAGGAGGAGGCGAGUGUCACGGCCAUCAGGGAAGUCCAGGAGGAGGCGGGCGUCAUCGGCAAGCUCGGGCGUUGCCUUGGUGUCUUCGAGGUAAUAAAUUGUGAGCAGAAGCACCGCACUGAAGUAUUUGUUAUGACCGUGACUGAAGAAUUGCCUGAAUGGGAAGACUCACGUAGCAUUGGUCGUAAGCGGAAGUGGUUUACAAUGGAAGAUGCAUUAACUCAGUUGUCUCUCCACAAACCGGGUCAACUAACUUACUUGCAGUCUCUGCUUACCUGUCGCAAUGAGAAGGUCACUUGAAGCAUCACCCUUAACUUGCACCGAGACCCUCAGCUCCCAUUCUUCACAAGAUUUUUUUUAGAGUUUGUAUCAAAGACAAAUGCUCAGCUGAUGUUCAGCAAUAGCAAGCUUUAUUUGUUAGUGUUUUGCUUUUUGAAUCAGUAAUUUUAUGUUGUGGUUGAAUAAAAUCAACACUGGGAUUAUGUCCAGCCUUUCCCCUCCCCCUUUUUUUACAUCAUUUUUAACAAAUAUUUUUGUAAUAGUUCUGAAAUGUUUUUCCAUCAGUGUAAGUAGAUCAGCAAGUUUAUUAGGUCAUUUGAAGACAUAACAUGUGCAUGGGAGCUUUCAGGGAAACUGGAUGCAUAUCCUGUAUUUCGUAUGUCACUGUAUGGAAUGGAAGCGCCAUGUCUUGUCUUCUCCUGUUUACUAUCAACCUGUUGCCUCUUGUGAGCUCUGUGAAUAUGAAAGAAAACUCCAGUUAUAAAUCAUAAUUCACUAAAUUGCUUUUGCAUCUAGUUUGACCCAAACACCAAUACUAGUAUUGAUGUGAACAGUUAUUGUGUACUGGGGGUCUUUCAUUUGUUUAGCUCUGUAAUGUUGUUGUUUCUUGUUUAUAGGCACCUGUAUACAUUGAGUGACACCUUGUAUCUGUGUGAGCUGCGUGGGUAGUGUGUGCAAUGGGGCAGAUAUGUGUAAAUUUUUCUUCUCAGAUUAUGAUUUUGUGACUGAGCUGUUGUCAAAGUGGACCAUCUGGACAGACCAAAGGAGCCCUUUAUUGAGAAUAUGAAAACAUACAUUGUGGGGAGGGUUACAAGUGGAAGGAAGAUGUGAAUGUGGUGUGGCUUACUGAUCAGUUUUGUACUUGGACACUUGUAUGCAUUUCAUACCACAUGAUACCAUUUGACAUCCUACAGCAUUAUUUUCUAUCUGAAGUAGUUAAAUGCUGCACGAAUUGUAUAAGACUGUGAUCAACUGUGUUUGUUUCUUUUGUUGUUGUUUUUUCUCUUUCUGGUGAGUUUGUUCUGAUCAUAUGUGCAACCAUUGAUUGGUUAUCUUUAAGUAGAAUAGAAACUUGACUUUUAUUUACUUUACUUGUGAAGGAUUCUCUUAUAAACCAUAUAUUAUCUGGUUUAAAUAUAAGUACAGUAGUCAUGUAAGGAUUGUACACCGGAACGUUUCUUAACUGAGUCUUGCUAUAAAUUCUAAAGUCAUUUCUAGGAUAAAAUUGUACUUACCUUUUCUGUUUUUGUAACACACAAUAAGUUUGGUUUAUAUUUCUUGGGGAAAAGAAAAUAGAUCUGGAUGUUCUCACUAAAACUCAUCAUAAUUUGGAGUGGUAUCAAGAUAUUUGCCUUAUUCAUUUACAUGUUUUAUUUAAGCAACUGCAUGCUGCUAGUUCAUUAACAAAUAGUGUUUGUACAGCAUUGUACAUUCAACAUAACCUGAUCAAACUAUUGUAAUGACAUUAAAGUGAUUGCUUCUGUUAUGAUUUUUCUCUGUAUUACAGCACUGCUUGUAAAGAAAUUUAAUUCUUUUUUCUUGGGUCUUCAUUCUUUUCUCCAAAGCAACCGCACUAUUACUGUAUAAAUGUGCAAAUGUGACACUGCAUUCUUAUGUAUGUAUGUAACUUUUGUGCUGCUGAAAUGCCUAUAUAUAUAUUCGUUUUUGGUAUCUACUCGAUUCUACCUUUCAUUUCAAGAUGGGCCUAAUUUUUAUUUUGCACUGUAACUGGUAUUUUUCACGUAGACUUAUGAAAUUCUGUUAGUUUUGAGCUGUGAGUUAGGAGUACAAAAGUAGUAUCACAAUUAAGAUGUUUGGCUGAUGCUAUAAUGUAGCUUAGUUCUUCACCAUGUUGCAAACCUUAUUGGUACUUGUUGAAAAUAUCUGUUUUGUGAUACUGCUAGGUGGUCCAAGCUGUGAUUGUGAAAAUAUACAAGAAUUGAAAAGCUGUGCUUUUCAACAUUUGUUGGCUUUAUUCUGCUGAAAAUGGUCAAUUGCAAUAUUUUAUCUUUCUGCAGACCACAUUUUCCUUACCAAUUACCUUUAUCUUCUAACGUUCUAUUGGGUUGGCCUUUUCUAUCCUUUUUUUGUGAAAGAUUUUAUGCCUGCUAUUAUCUUUGACUAUUUGUAGAUUUUUUAAAAAGAAAAUAGAUAUUAAUUUUAGGAGGAAAUGUGAUUUUUGUGGUCUGUCAUGUUUGGAAAUUGGAAGGUGCCAUACUUGCUUUCAAAGUUUGCAUAUUCAUGUGAAUGUCCAUACUGCAUGCAAAGUAUCAUAACCCGAUUAAAUCCGAUCAUGCUAGGAUGCACAAAUGGGUUUAAUAAACAUUGAGAGUGGUGAAGUA
Molecule: messenger RNA, 2896 nt
Organism: Frankliniella occidentalis (western flower thrips)
Lineage: Eukaryota; Metazoa; Arthropoda; Insecta; Thysanoptera; Thripidae
Gene: Aps
Product: diphosphoinositol polyphosphate phosphohydrolase 2
Exons: 4
Coding region: 114-575 (153 amino acids)
Biological process (GO): diadenosine hexaphosphate catabolic process; diadenosine pentaphosphate catabolic process; diphosphoinositol polyphosphate metabolic process
Cellular component (GO): cytoplasm; nucleus
Molecular function (GO): bis(5'-adenosyl)-hexaphosphatase activity; bis(5'-adenosyl)-pentaphosphatase activity; diphosphoinositol-polyphosphate diphosphatase activity
Source: RefSeq, a predicted model, not a curated record